Molecule: messenger RNA, 1410 nt
Organism: Nipponia nippon (crested ibis)
Lineage: Eukaryota; Metazoa; Chordata; Aves; Pelecaniformes; Threskiornithidae
Gene: SCFD2
Product: sec1 family domain containing 2
Biological process (GO): vesicle-mediated transport
Source: RefSeq, a predicted model, not a curated record
GUGCGGGCCCUGGUGGGCGACCUCGACGCUCUCUUCGCCGCCCUGGGGCUGCGGGAGGAGAGCUUCGCCGUGGGGGCCCUCAGCAGGGUCGUCGCCGCUGAGCUGGCAAGCUACGCCCCGGCCAGGAACAGGAGGAGGGUGGCCACCAACAAGGCCUCUGUCGUCUUCGUGGACAGGACGUUGGACCUUGCUGGAGCAGUUGGUCAUCAUGGUGACAGUCUUGCAGAGAAGAUACUUUCUGUGCUUCCCAAGCUUCCCGGCCACAAGACCGAUGUGAUGGUUAACAUGGUGGAACUUACGGCACUGCAGACUACAGAUGAAACUUGCAAUAUUAUAGCACCUGGCUGCUUAGCACAACCAAAUGAUCCAGCUGCCAAAGCUCUCUGGGAGUCCUUCAUGAACCUCAAACAAAAGGAAGCUGUGAUGGAGGCCAGGAGACACCUUGUGGAGGCUGCGAGCAGAGAAAAUUUACCUAUUAAGAUGAGCAUGGGCAGAGUCACCCCAGAACAGCUCAGCUCAUACAUUCAGCUUUUCAGAAAUAAUCUCAAAGCUUUGGAGAACCAUUGUGGUCUUCUACAGCUUGUGCUCGCCACAGUCCAGACUUUGAAACAUCCCCAGACUUCCAAAUGGGACAACUUCCUUGCCUUUGAGAGAUUACUUCUGCAGACUAUUGGCGAGACAGAAAUGCCCAGUGUUUUGAACCAGUUAUUGCCAAUGAUCAAGUCUUACAAUGAGAGGAUGAAAGAUGAUUAUACCUGCGAGGACUUCCUCGUCUUGCUGGUAUACAUGUAUUCUGUGGUUGGAGAAAUCAAAAGUGGAAAAGAGCUGGACACAGCUGAAGAAGAGGUGAAAAAGGCCCUAGUCAAGGCCAUUUGUGAUGAGCCACAGCCAUCUCCUGUGCUGCAGAAAAUAACAGGCUGUGACUCAUCGUUGAACCUGACAUCUCAGAAAGCCACAGAUGCAGUGGACGAUAUCUUUCAGUACCUCAGGGAUAUUGCCAGAGCUCGAAUGCACAUGAAACAGUUUAAUUCUAUACAUAAUCCAGGCAGCAACACCCACCAGGCUUCUUACAAACCGCUGCUGAAACAGGUAGUGGAAGAGAUCUGUAAUCCUGAUCGACCCGAUCCUGUUGAUAUUGAGCACAUGUCAUCAGGCCUCACCGAUCUCCUUAAAACUGGAUUCAGCAUGUUCAUGAAGGUGAAUCGCCCUCACCCUGGUGAUCAUCCUCUUCUGAUCAUCUUUAUGGUUGGUGGAGUGACAGUCUCCGAGGUCAAAAUGGUGAAGGAUCUGGUAGCAACACGCAAACCUGGUACCCAGGUAAUCGUGCUCUCCUCUGCACUCCUGACACCAUGUAGUGCUAUUGAGUUGUUGUUUGCCACAGACCGUCUCCAGCCUGACACCGAUAUCUGA